Daucus carota subsp. sativus is the source of this 3295-nucleotide messenger RNA. Its product is annotated as LEAF RUST 10 DISEASE-RESISTANCE LOCUS RECEPTOR-LIKE PROTEIN KINASE-like 1.2. The transcript is spliced from 3 exons. Gene Ontology annotation, biological process: protein phosphorylation. Lineage: Eukaryota; Viridiplantae; Streptophyta; Magnoliopsida; Apiales; Apiaceae. The coding region runs from base 1374 to 3275 and encodes 633 amino acids. Gene Ontology annotation, molecular function: polysaccharide binding; ATP binding; protein kinase activity. The record is from RefSeq and is a predicted model, not a curated record.
UUCUAAAAUCUCGAGAAUUGAAUAUGGACGAUAAAUUUACUGAAUUUAGUAGUAUUAUCUCAAUACCUGUAAUAACAAGUUUGAAGUUGGGAAUAUUUUUAGAACUAACGGGGGUCGUUUAGUAGAAAUUGUGCUAUAAUCAGGAAUCGGGUUGAGAUGGUAGGGGUUGAAAUAUUAUGGAAUAAGAAUAUCUGAUUUAAAAUACUUUUAAGUGAUUAAUUAAAAUUAAUUUAAAAUAUUGUUGAAUUUUUUUUUAUAAAUAUUUUUGAGUCUAUCAAUUUAAUAUGGCACUAAUAAUUUGAAUUUAAUAAUAUAAAUAAAGACACAAAUAAAAGAAAAAAAUUGAUUCAUCAAACCCAUGUUUUACACCCACCUCCUCCUUAAAUAUGAAAAUCUCAUAUCUUGUAGGUUUGAGAGAUGGGUUUGAAGAAAAAAAAAUUCAACCAAACACCAAGUAUGAGUUUGGAAUUUACGAAAACUCAUACUUGAUACCAGAAAAGCGUGAACCAAGCGAUCCUUAAGCGACUGAAAUAUUUCAUAACUUAUUCCAGUUAGACACUUGUAUGCUGAUGCUAACAUGUUUAUACCAGAAUUUCUUAUAUUGUGUUUAUUAAUCCACAACAAGUGGUUUGCAAAAUUUUCAAACUUCACUUACUGUCCAUGUGUUCUGUAAUAGAUGGUGGAUAAAAUUGACCUCCAAGAAAAUAUCAUAUUUUUCAUCUGUUAGCCAACGGAUCAUGAACUAAAUCAUUAUUCUAGUUGUGACAUCCUUACCCCUUUCGUUUCUUUAUAAAAAAAAUUCGAAAUAUCCUUUUCAAUUAUUUGUAUUUCAAAACAUUUUAAAAAUGAUAAACUUUUGUAAUAUAAAUAAUAAUCUUAUCAUAUACUUUCAUUCACUUUCACGGUUUAUCCUAUUAGAUUUUUCUUAAACUAUAUGUCCAACUUAAUGUAAUGAAUUGAACGGAACGGAUAAGCAUGUGUUUAAUUAUAUGACUCAGAUAACUUGUGCAUGUGCUAAGGGACAAAUGAUGACCUUGUCAAACCAAGAAAACUGAAACUUUGUAAUGACAGGAGUAGGUCAAUGAAAGAUGAACUGAGUUACCAUUAAAGAUUGGCUCAGCAUGGCAUAAAUUAAUAAAGUCAAUGUUUUAAAAGCUCAAUUAAUGUACAAUGCAAAUAAAGAAUCAACUAUAAAAAUUCUUGGUUUCAUACAGUGAUAUAUAAUCAUUUGGUCAGCUUCAAAGUUCCUGCAAACCCUGGAUGCAAGUGAUUGGUCAACGCGUUUAAUUUCCUAUGAGAUCUUGGCUUAGGUUCGAAGUAUGCAGCACCUGCAUAAAUAUUCAUUAGCUGUAUGAUUGUUCAGAUUUUAAUUUAUGGUUUCUGUGCAUUUCUUGAUCAUGAAUGCUAAGUUUGUGCAAUGCUGUAUGUUUAUAAGCAUCUGUCUCCUCUGUUUACUGGACGGAUCAUUCUGCGAGGAUCAACAAUAUGAAGACUGCAAUAAGCCCGUUUAUUGUGGAAAGCAGAACGUACAAUUCCCCUUCUACAUUCAAGAAGCAAAGUCUUGCGGAAGCCCUGGAUUUGAACUCAGUUGUGAAAAGAAUGACAGUUUAAUACUUGAGGUAUCUGAUGACAAGUACCAAGUUAAGGAAAUAUUCUACAGCAACAAUUCUCUUCGCGUGUCUAAUUUGUUGAGUUCAGACGGUGAUUUGUGCAGCCUUCCUAAAAUUAAGAACUUGGAAUUGCCAAGUGGCGGUCAAUUUCAGCUGCACAGCACUUUAAAUCUGAUUUUGUCUUCGGAUUGUGAUUUUGAGUCUGGUCAGAAUUUUUCCAGUUAUAGAGUUGGAUGUGACCUGAAGAAAAACGAUACAGAUUGGGUUCUGGUAAUGAGAACAAAUGAUACAAACAUAGAUUACGCAUAUGGAGCGUGUAAAUCUGUAAUUCUGGCACCUGUAGAUGAUCACAGUGGAGAUGAUAAUGACUAUUUGAAGUUGUUGAGAUAUGGAUUUAUUUUGAAGUGGAGUAAUGCCACAAAUUGCAGCGACUGCGAGGCCAGUGGUGGGAAUUGUGUACCUGAUGGCGAGCCUGUUAAUAAUUCUAGGAACUGCAAUCCCCAUCACAAGACUAAAUCGGUUGUGAUACUUGGAAUAGUUGUACCUGGAGCCUGCAUUUUUGUAUUGUUGGGCGUGUCAUGUAUCUUGUGGAGGCACAAAAAACUGAAGCAUCGUUCCCUUGAUAAGAACACUUCCUCAGAUAUUGAGUAUGGUACUUAUUUUGGGGUCCAUGUCUUCUCCUACAAAGAGCUUGAAGAAGCAACACAUAAUUUUGAUCCUUCUAAAGCAAUUGGAGAAGGAGGUUUCGGAACUGUCUACUAUGGUAAACUACGAGAUGGAAGAGAAGUUGCAGUGAAACGAUGCUAUGAGAACAGUUACAGGCGUGUGGAGCAAUUCAUGAAUGAAAUCCAUAUCCUCACCCUCCUACGCCACCGCAAUCUUGUUCUACUAUAUGGCAGCACUUCUCAUCAAAGUGGUGAUCUUUUACUUGUUUAUGAAUACAUUUCCAAUGGCACGCUUGCUGAUCAUAUCCACGGAGAUAAAUCAAACUCUGAGCCUCUGACAUGGCCUGUCAGAAUGAACAUAGCCAUAGAAACUGCAAGAGCAUUGUCUUACCUUCAUAGAUGUGAUAUUAUACACCGUGAUGUGAAGACGAACAACAUACUCUUAGACAACAAUUUUUGUGUCAAAGUUGCAGAUUUCGGGCUCUCAAGGCUGUUCCCUACUGAUGUUACUCAUGUCUCAACCGCUCCUCAGGGCACACCAGGUUACGUCGAUCCAGACUAUCAUCAGUGUUACCAACUAACUGGCAAGAGUGAUGUUUAUAGCUUCGGAGUUGUUCUAGUUGAACUCAUAUCAUCACUGCCUGCAGUCGACAUAAAUAGGCAAAGAAAUAACAUUAACUUGGCUAAUCUAGCAAUAGACAAGAUUCAGAGAUGUGCACUCCAUGAGUUGAUCGAUCCGGAUCUUGGUCAGGAAACUACCACCGCGAGGAUGACUACUUCAGUAGCAGCAUUAGCAUACAGGUGUCUGCAACUUGACAAGGACUCGAGGCCUUCUAUGGAUGAGGUUUUGGAAUGUCUGGAGCAGAUUCAAGACAUUGAGCUGCCAAAGAAUGCAGCUUCACCGUUGCACGAAGGGGAAGAUAGGAAACUAAUAAAUUCACCAGUGGCUGUUACUGAUAAAUGGCUUAGUACAUCUACCACACUUAGUACCAGCAAGUGAGAAAUGCUUUCUUCUUUUUA